Toxotes jaculatrix (banded archerfish) is the source of this 5623-nucleotide messenger RNA. RefSeq names its product focadhesin (gene focad). The coding region runs from base 101 to 5560 and encodes 1819 amino acids. Lineage: Eukaryota; Metazoa; Chordata; Actinopteri; Toxotidae. Gene Ontology annotation, biological process: regulation of post-transcriptional gene silencing. The transcript is spliced from 44 exons. The record is from RefSeq and is a predicted model, not a curated record.
CUAACAGCACGUGAUAGAGAAAGGUUGCUGUGCGUGUCUGGCUGGUCAAUUUUGGUCCUCGAUACGCACCGUAGUUACAGGCGGGUAAACGGGAGGUUGGAUGAGUGAGGUACGACUGGCCGACACGAUGGAGGGUUUGAAGACACGGUUUGAUUUUCCCAGCCCCGUCGUACAAGCACAGGCUGUGAGAAAUCUCGUAGCUGCUGUGCUAAAGGAGAAAGGACAAAAUGGGCAAAUCACGCAGGCGUCCCCUCAGGGCCCAGCGUUGGAGGCUUUGUGGCAGCGGUGCUGCGGCGACUGCGCCCUGGUGCGUUCAGCGUGCUGCGAUGCCGUGGUGCUGCUGGUGGAUCAGGGCCACGCCGACCUGCACUACGUCCUCAACAGCGUGCUCAACCUCCUGCCCUCCGCCAGAAACGUCCAGGGGCUAAUAAAGGUCAUCGGACGGCUGCUCCAGAUGCAGGCAGACCAGAGAAGCCGAGAGACACACUUCACCUGUCCUUACUCCAUCAGGAUGAGCCCUCACCCAUACAUCACAGCCCUGGAGAACCGCGGGGACUGCUGGCCGGCUCUGCUGCUGGAGAUUGACGAUUUCAUUCAGCAGGCUGCCGACAGAAAUGAACCAGCCUACAUCACCAUGCUGGCCCCCUUCCUGCAGUACCUGUACUGUGAACCUCAGAGGCUACCCCAGCACGCCCUCCUCCGACACAGUCUCCUCAGGGUGCUGCUGCCGCCCGCGCAUCCGGGAGCUGGAUCAGUCCUCCAGAAGAAGGAGCAGGAGAAGCCCUCCACGGUGUCCGACAGCCUGCUGCACUGCCUCUGCCAGCUGGUUCCACACAUGCAGGUGGACAGUGUGGAGGCGGUGCUGGAGCUGUGUGGAUUCAUUGAUGCCCUGGUUCAGAGUCUUCUUCGGGCCCCCGAGGAGCACUGGAGGACUGAGAGAGCCCAGCUGCUUCUGCACCUGCUGUGUGCCUGUCAGCGCUGCCUCAGGUUAAACGGAGACUGUCGGCCGCUUCUCGACUUAUUGCAGCUGCUCCUGCCUACCUGCCAACAGGAGCUGCCAGGGGACGAGCUAAUGAUGGGUGUGGCCCUGCUCCUGUUAGAGGCCCCUGCAGCACAGCAGACCAGCCUGCUCAGUCUGGCCCUGAGUUUGGCACCCGAGCAGGCGGAGCUUUCGCCCUGGUUGAGUCCAGUCCUGGUUCUUCCUGUCCUGCAGCUGCUGUCCUGUUCGGGCCUCACUGAACCGCUGGCUGACCGGAGGACACACAACCUCAACCAUAGCCUGGCCCACAGCCUGCUCCGCAGCAUCAGCAAGCGGAGGGAUAGACCCCGACAGCCUGGUCCACCAUUGGCACUUCCUCUCACUUCCUGGUACAGCGAGCUCAGCGUGGCUCUGUCCGUACUGCGGAAAGUGGCAGAUGAUCCAGCGCCAGCGGCUGAUUGGCUGCUGUCGGUUCGCUCGGCCGUGUCGUCCAGCCAGCGCCUGCCCUGCUCCCUCACCCUCAUUGUGACCUAUCUCAUCAUAACGGGUCAGGAAGACGUCUGCCAGCUGGCUUUGAAUGCAAGCCAGGCCCUGGCUGCAGCCGACCCCUGCCAGGUCCCUUCCCUCAUCCCUGUUCUGCUGUUCAAACUGGGGAAGGAAAAGAAUCCAGACCUGGUCCACGCCGUGCUGAGCUGCCUGCCAAACCUCGGGACUCAUAAGCUCUGUGUCCCCAUGGUGCUGCAGACUCUCCACGUGCUGGCCAGCGCCCCCAAGCUGAAAGCCGUGGCAAUGCGCCUCAUGACUGCUCUCUGGAAGAAACAGGACCGAGUAUACCCGGAGCUGCAGCGUCUGCUGGGUCAGCAGGACAGUGGGGUGGUGGUGGGGAAGGACGCCCAGUGGGAGCAGAUCCUGGCCAGGGCUGCCUGCCUCAGGGACAUCUGCAGAGAGAGGCCUUAUCAGCAUGGAGGGGACAUGCUGGCUGCUAUUACACACACUCUUAAGCAGUGCACCAGACCAGACAUGGCAACCCCUGCGGCCCUCGCCCUGCAAGGACUACAGGAGCUGUGUCGGGCAGAGGUCGUGGACAUUAUCUCCACAUGGAGGCGUCUCGGGCCUGAGCUCAGCUGCGAAUCCCGUCCACUGAUGGUCAAAGUUACAGCUGAGCUUCUGGCUCUGGUUCCCCAGCUCGCUGUCAGGUCGGAGGAGUACGAGAAACUGAAAGGGGAGGUGGUCAGCUUUCUCUGGAAUUAUGCUGCGAGCAAGGAUCCAGAGGUUGCCAGCUGUGGCUACAGAGCUCUGGCUGAUUUUCCUGAGGCUGUCCACACAGUAACCCUCCUUCCUGAGGCAGCCAGGCCAGCAACAAAGCCCCCGGAUGAGGAGGAGGAGGAGGACGAACAGGGGGAGGACAAAGAGGAAGAGGAGAAGGAUCUCUCCAUCCCUGGUUCAUCCUAUGUAAAGCUGAUGGCUCUCACCCCCGUACCUGUCCUCCCAGCGUUCCAGCUCUUCUUGACGUCGCUGGUGAAGCAGGAGAUGAGCCAGAUGCCACGGGGGGUUUACUUCACCGCCCUGAGGGGGGGCAGCCUGCGCUCAGACCAGGGUAAAACCGUGGCAGGGAUCCCGGCUUUCAUGCUGAAGACCUACGAGAAGAACAAGCAGCCUGGACUGAAACCUGGACUAGCAGCUGGACUGCUGCUCAGCUACGAGCUGCCUGUGCAGACGGACCGCAACGGCAAACCCAUCGAUCGCUUCCUCGUCAGCCGCAGCCGCAGCUACCAGCAGACCCUGACGGCCCUCAUUCAUGAGGUGAACAUUCAGCCGUCUGAAUGGCACAGAGCCCUCCUCCUGCCCCAGGCCUGGAGGGGUUUCAUGAGCCGAGCUUUCCAUGCUGUCCUGCAGGGUCGACGUGCUGACUUAGAGAUGCAACAGAAACAAGGCAAAGAGAACCCAGAGGAGCUGCAGUACAAACAGCACUGUGCCUGGCUGUGGGCCAGAGAUCAGCUGACUGAUGUCAUCAAAGCUGCUACAAAGGACAGUCCUGUUGUUCAGGGAAACUCCAUCCUUGCUCUGAGCGGCCUGGCUGCCGUCCUCGCUAAAUACGAAAGCAACCUGCCUGCUGAUAGCGACGGCAGCCUCGGGGCUGGACCGGAGUUUGUGCCCACAGCCAGCUGGUUGUCCAUGGUGCUCGACACCCUGCUCAGCAUCAUCAGCAGCAGCUACAAGGCCAGAGGACAAGUUUUCCCAUGGUUCCUGCACCGUUCCUACUCAGGCGAGAACACAGCAAGCGCCAUAGCUCGCUCCUGUGCCAGCCUGGCGUUGUCCUUGCUGGUCCCGGUGCUCGUGGUCUGGCAGAGGGACGGCCUGGUCCAGGUCCUGUCCGCACUGCAGGCCGGCCUGCCGGGCUCACCCACCGCCGACGACUCCCAGGCGGUCCAGUUCCACUCCGGCCUCGCGCUGGGCAUGGUGCUGUCCAGUCUGCACCACCAACGCCUCAGUGACGUCUCGGCUCAGAAGGACACUGAUCUCCUCCUCAGCUCUCUGAACGCGCUGGAAAGUUGCUCCUUCAACCCCAACCUGGAAUACAAUACCGGUUGUAUGUUGGGUCUGGGUCUGGUGCUGGCAACUCUCUGCAGCAGUGGACAGACGGACCAACACGUCCAUGUCACCCAAACGCUAGACAAACUACUGUCCAGCCUGCAGGAGAGCAGUGGGCAGGGACGCAUGCUGCAGGAGGUGUUGGCGUACUCUGUGGCGUGUGUGGGCGUCUCAGCCUUCAGUGGAGGCCUCGUAGAUGCUGCCAAGGCUGAGGAGAUCAUGGACACUCUGCGCACCCUGACUGAGGAGAGCCAGCAGACUCCAGGGUUCUCCUUGGCUCUAGGGUUGGUCGUCCACGGCCUGUCGCUGUCCGGUCACGGGAAAGCAGAGGACAUCCACCCUCGACUGCUGGCGGCUUGGAUCAAGAUCUUGCUGGCUGAGGGUUGUCCCACCAUGCAGCGACUGGCUGCCGUCAACGGCCUGGUGGCUUUAGUGGGAUCUGAGAGUUACCUCAUCCAGCUAAAGAGUGAGUUGGAGCUUUCCUCCCAGCAGCAGAGCCGACUGAAUGAGGUUAUUCGGGCCAUCACGCAGGUCAUAACGUUCUCGGGAGCCAUCGGUCUGCAGUCCAACAGUGCCUGUUUGGUGGGUCACUUGCAUUUGGCCCACAUGUCCACCAGUCACAGUCACACAGCAGUCCCUCAGGAUUUCAGUUACCUCUCAGAGAAAAGUGUCAUCAGAUCCAUCGUCGACUUCAUCUCAGAGGCUGGAAAGAAAGGUCCAGAGUUCUCUCAUCCAGCUCUGGUGAACACUGCUGUGAGCGCCCUGGCAUCGGUCGGAGCCAGUUUCCAGUACCCACCCAUUAACUGGAGUGCUGUCCUGUCUCCUCUGAUGAGGCUCAGCUUCGGAGAGGACGUACAGCAUCAGUGCGUGGUGCUGGCGGCGAGUCAAGCUCAGUCCUCUCAGAGUGCGUCUCUCUUCCUGGGCUCCUGGUUAUCACCACCCCUCGUGCACAGUCUCAGUUAUCAGACUCGGGCUCACCUGUAUGAGACCCUGGGCUCGUGGAUGAAGCAUGUUGCUGAGGACAAGCUCCAGGUCUACGUGGAGAGCCUGGGCCUGCAGCAGUUCCAGGAGGACCUUCGACCCCAGCGCCUGUCCCUGUGCCGCUCUGUCCUGCAGGGUCUCGCUCAGGCUAUGGCCCUCCCAAACCCCCCCAACACCUGCUGGACCAUCCUCUGCUCCGCCACAGAGAAGAUCUUCACCCUCCUGCCCAACCAAAUCCAGGACAAUGAAGUGGAUUUGUACAUGGGAGUCGCCAAAUGUCUGUCUGAGGUGUCGGAUACAGAAAUCGAACGAAUCACUCGUGUCACAGAGACUCAGAUGGAGAAGACAUGCUUCAUCCUGGCUUACCUGACUUCCCAAGGCAGAGUUCCCCUGCUGGGUCUCAACGACAUCAUCGCCGGCGUGCUCCGUGGUUGGCCAAGCCGCCGAGUGGGUUGGCUCCUCCUGCAAGCUUUUUAUCAGUGUCGCCUGGCCGCCAGCGCCAACACAGGCGUCUCCAAACGGAUGGAGUGGCUCCUGGAGCUGAUGGGCCACAUCCGGAACGUAGCCUACGGCGCGACCCCUGUCGCAUGCGGAGACACCAAACUGGCCACAGACUUCCUGUUCCAAGUCUUUGCCGCUGCUGUCGUUUCCUGGGGUGACCACUUCAUGCCCUUCCUCCUCGGCAUCAGGGCCCGCUGGUUGCCGUGGGAACCGGGCUCCAAGCCCCAAACUCUACAACACAGUCUGUACGGGGAGGAGUCGCUCGCUGAACUCGCCCUGCCGCAGUGCCCGCUGGGAAUACCUCACAGCCUGGUUCUGCUUUUGGACAAAGAGCCCUGGAGCAGCCAGAGACAAAAGUUCAUAGACUGGCUUCUCAGCAUCACAGAAGGUCCGGACCACAGUUUGUCGACUACAACCAUCAGCACCGCCAAAGCUGCUCUGUUGGCGCUGAAAUCCUCCGCUGAGUUCAAGAAGAAAGCCGUGUGGACCAGAGCCUAUGGCUGGUAGCCCAGAGGAGACACAACGCCGCUGCAAACCCACGGCAACGCAUAUGAAGAGGGUCUUCACGAA